AUGUCAGAACAAUCGCGGAACGUAUGGAUCGCUAAAGAUGAUCCUAAGUUGGUUUCUGCAAGACAUAAGGAUGUUUUUGAAGAUAUUCUGGAAGAAAGACGGACAUCAAGCGAUCUGCGAUUUGCAGCCCGUGCUCGAGAUGUUCCCAGAUUUCGUCUCAAUAAAGAGCGACCUCCUCAUAAGAUCAAAGAAGAUGUCUUGAAAAGUGAUAGAGUGCAGUAUGCCAUAGAGCAGGUUUGUCAGGACACAGGUCUUCCCAAAGCAGAAGUGAUAAACCAGGCUAAAACUAUCGUGGAUGAAAUGGCUCACAAUUUACGAACUGGAGCCAUUCGCGUAUUUGCGUUUUUCCUCAUGAAGGUCUUGAAACAACUUUAUCAGCGUAUCUACGUCAAUGAAGAGGGCAUUGAGAAGGUGCGUAUGCUAAUUCAAGAUUACCCAAUUCUUCUUAUGCCAACACAUCGCAGCUACAUGGAUUUUUUGCUCAUGUCUUAUGUGUUUUAUCACUAUGACCUACCUUUGCCUGUCAUUGCAGCAGCAAUGGAUUUUAUGGGCAUGAAGUUUUUUGGAUGGCUGCUGCGCAAUUCAGGUGCUUUUUAUAUCCGGCGUAGUUUUGGCGAGGACACACUGUAUUGGGCAGUAUUCACAGAAUAUGUGCAGACACAGAUCUGCAAUGGUGAUUCCCCUAUUGAAUUCUAUGUAGAAGGAACAAGGUCACGCACAAGCAAGUCUUAUGCACCCAAGUUUGGUAUGCUUUCAGCUGCUUUGGAGCCAUACUUCAAGGCCCACAUUCCUGAUAUCAUGGUUAUCCCAGUCAGCAUUAGCUAUGACCGUAUUUUAGAAGAGUCAUUGUAUGCCUACGAAUUGCUGGGUGUUCCAAAACCAAAAGAAUCUACUUCUGGAUUGAUAAAAGCAAGGAAAGUACUGGAAGAGGACUUUGGUAAUGUUCAUAUCUUCUUUGGGGAACCGAUCUCCAUUCGGCAGUUUUCUGAAGGCAGGGUGGACCGAAGCAAGCACAGUUUAGCACCAAGGUACAUUGUCAGCCUCACCCAGGAGGAGCAGGAGAUGAUCCGAGUCUUUGGACAUCACGUUGUGUUGGUUCAUCAACACAACAUGGUCAUCUCAGUGUGGUCCAUGGUGGCUGCCAUCCUGGUGCAAAGCCAGCAAGGUGUAACAGUGCGGCAAAUGUUACGUGAGGUGGAGUGGAUGAAACGACUGGCAUCAAAUCUUGGUGCCUAUAUUGACUGGCCUGUGAAUGAAUCUGCAGAAACUAUGCUUCGUGCCAGCCUGGCCCUCCAUCAUAACAUCAUCAGCAUCAACAAUGAUGAUGUCAUACAGCUGCAAGUUGCACCACCAAUUGUUCGGGGAAAUGCAGUGCAACAACAUGUUGCAGUGAUGCAAACAGCUGCACAGCAUGUUAUGUUGUCAAUGUAUCGGAACCAGAUCAUCCAUGUCUUUAUCCGGCCGGCCAUGAUUGCUUUGUCCAUUAACUCUUGCCGAGGGGAAGAAUUAUCUUUAGAUGAUCUGUACCAGAAGUAUGUUUUCCUGGAAAACUUGCUUUGCCGAGAUUUUGUUUUUGUCCCAGACAAUACAAGAAAGGACUUUGAACACACCCUUUCAACACUAGCUCACAUUGGAGCCUUGGUAUUGGAGGCAGGGGCUAUCGCUGUCAAGAAAUCUAUCAACAAAACCAUCAGUUUUCUCAGCCACAUGCUUGAACCAUUCCUUAUUGGAUACUGGGUAAUGUGCCAGUUUUUGCUGUCAAGCCGCCUACAGGUAAGCGCCAAGCCACUGGCCCGCACGCAGAAAACUCUGGUGAAAGAAAUGCAAGCUCUGAGUGCUCGUCUCCUUCAGGAAGGUGUCAUUCAUCACUACGAAGUGCUGUCAAUGGACAUGGCCAACAACUGUCUGCAUGCCCUGUAUCACAUGGGUGGUGUCAGCAAGGAGAAGAGGGAUGGAGUGUUGUACAUGUACCCAAAUGUUGCGCAGUUAUCCACUAUUACAGAACAAAUUGGUAAAUACAUCGAUGUUCCUCCAUUGCCAGCAGUCAGCAUCGAUCUUCACACCAAAACCAUUACAGUCAACGCCAAGCUGUAGACAUUUCCUGCAGCUUCCAGUUUUUAAAUUAUUAUUCACCUAUUCAUUCCACACUUAUUUGACAAGAGGAGAAGGCAGUUCCAUAAUUUUUUUCUGUGGUUCUCAUGUGGCAUCAGGAUGUGACGUCCCAGUCUUUUGGAUUCAGAAGACGAUGUUACACUAGGCCUCAGAAGCAAGAUUCAACAGCGUAAAAACACUUGCUUAUGACGCAUACAUGUCAGGUUGUUGUCAGUAAAAUUAGCAGAUUUAACAAUCUUGUGCUAAAAAGAAGGAAAGGGAGAUGAAAAGCAAUGAUUGUGAUUUGAGAAGUAUAACUCUUAAAUGUGAGCAUUUUUCCUGACCCUCAGGAUACUUUGUGCAAUGAAUCACCUUCCCUAUAAUCACAACUACCACCUCCAUCAGAUUUUUAUCUGACCAGCAAUUACUUGAGUGUGAUGUUCAAAACUCACUUAUCUUCCUGUCCUUGACUUUGAGCAGGUAAUUCUUCAAGCAACAUAUAGUAUUGUUUCAACAGAAAUGUCAGGUGCUUAAAUUAGAUGUAUAUUGUUGAAAGUGGGCCAUUUUAAAUCUUUUUCGUUUGUCUCCUUUUCUUAAAGUUUGUUUUGAGGAGGAGGCAUAUUUUGUUACAAAACAUGUCCCAGAUUUGCUGUAUUUGGCAAGUCUUCCAGAUACAAAACACAAGUGCAGUAUUUUGUCUUUUAAGAUAAAGGAAUGAUCAUUUGUUAAGUUCCUAUUGUUAUAGAGUCGGUGCUCCCAGAGGAUGGCAGAUUCACAAAAUUGUAAAUUUGCAGGUGAUGAGAAUUGAUAAAUCCCUUUUAUCUGUUUCGUUUUUGAUCACAUCAGAUUCUUCUGUACAUAUCUGUAUUCUUUGAUACUUUGAAGAUUAUUUUUCAUACGCUUGGUGUGUUCUUUGUGUCGAAUUGCCAAUACAUUUGUUAAUGACUUCAUGCUCAUGUUCCUGUGGCCAGCCCCUGACCUUUUCCUUUCUCUAGUCAGUGUAGGUUUGCCAGUAAGCACAGGACAUAUAUGGGAAGUAUAUAUAUAUGGGAAGUAUAUAUAUAUAUGGGAAGUAUUCUUUCAAAAAAACGGGAAUCAGAUCCUCAAGCUUGCUUUUUUCCCCCCAGUUUUCUGGGUGUUUGUUUGGUGCUCAUUGUUCACCACUUAAAUUGAUGGCUGCAUGAACAGAUAUUUUAUAAGAUUUAGUACUCAGCAUUGUUACAUUAAUCUUUAAUUUUUAUGGCUAUCCUUAGUUUGCAGUGGCAUCUUGGACUUUUGCUUAUAUAUACAGCAUGGAAGGUAAAUGAUGGAACUUUCAUGUUUAGUACUUUAAGAAAGCAAUCUAUGUUAUCAGUUUGUUGCAGUUAAUAUAACUGCAUGGUAUUUAAACUAUAUGUUAAUCACAUUUUUUUCAAAUCUGAUAUGUUUGAUAGUUGGCAAUUAUUCUCAAAUCAUGGUAAUGAAUGUCGUUUCCCUCUUAACUCUAUCAGUGACUGAUAGGGGUACCUGCUACUGAAUCAACUACAUGCUACAUAAAUAACAUGUCUGUUAGAUUAUGGAUCCAAUGGACGGUGGAUUCUUGAGACCAUUUAGUCCACUUCUCAAAGCAUUGGAGCAUUUAAGGCCCCUGUUGUUUCCUGGCAGAAGUGAAUGUAGUAUUUUAAGUUUAACAGUCAUUCAUGGUGCUGCAUCAUUUUAUCAUUCUUGUUUUAUGGCUGUUAUUUAACAUUUAUUAUUAAAUAAAAUCAUCAAAGUGAUUUUAGUAAAUAAAUAGCCGUGUUGCUGUUUAUAAAUGUUUUAAAAUGAUGGUAUUGUGAAGUACCUGUUUUGGUAGUCCCGCUUGUUGAAGAUAGCAUGAAUUGUAUAAUGCAGAUUUACACAUUUUAGAAGUAGAGGAACCUUGGAGUAGCUUCUAUUCUUUGUGUUAAUGUGCUAAAGAGUCAGUCCUUAUUUUUUCCUUAAAAUCUCAGUACUAAGCUGUGAACUACAGUAUUAAGACUGAAGAGUGCCAAGAAUACAUGCAAAAAAAAAGAAAAACCACCAGUAACGGUUCCCUUUAUUUUCAUUGUAUACCUCGCAGUAAAAAUUGCCUUUUCUCUUUUGCUCAGUUGAAAAGGAAAAUGACACUUUGAAAUUAAGGUUGUAUGAAUUACCAUUGGUGUACCACUUUAUUUGUACAGGCUGUUUGUACUAUUGGUGGCUUGAAUGCCGCAAACUAAAUCACAGGUACUACCUGUAUAUUUAAUGCAAUAAAACAAGUGAGAUUUG
Messenger RNA from Pomacea canaliculata, 4359 nucleotides. Its product is annotated as dihydroxyacetone phosphate acyltransferase-like. Gene Ontology annotation, biological process: ether lipid biosynthetic process. Bases 1 to 2094 code for a protein of 697 amino acids. Gene Ontology annotation, molecular function: glycerone-phosphate O-acyltransferase activity. Gene Ontology annotation, cellular component: mitochondrial membrane; peroxisomal membrane. The record is from RefSeq and is a predicted model, not a curated record. The transcript is spliced from 14 exons. NCBI's taxonomy places the organism in Eukaryota, Metazoa, Mollusca, Gastropoda, Architaenioglossa, Ampullariidae.